UUGCGGCCAAGGAAUCGAGAUUCUGGGAAUUUUAUUUUUUUUAACAGCUAUGCCGGUAUCGAGUGGACACUUUCUCCAUCACUACUUCCCCUCAAUCUCCAUUCCCAAACCAAGCUCCACCAAUGGCGGCAAGGAAACUACUCCCACUUUUAUCAGUUGUAAAAUUCUACAGAAUUCUGAUAAUAAUAAUUUUGCGAAUACAAAAUCAAUUUUUGGGUCCAACAACAUUAUCUCUAUCGCCAUUGUAUUGGCCCUCUCUACUCCACUACCCACUUUAGCCAUCCCAUCUUUUAAUUCUCAACCUUUUUCUUUUCCUUCCACUCCAUUUUCGCAGGCCAAGAACUUGCCUACUGGGUUGGAUAAUGGAAAAAUCAGACCUUGCCCCUCAAUAAAUCCCGGAUGUGUAUCAACUAAUCCCAAAUCAUCGUCUUUUGCAUUUCCUUGGAGCAUACCGGAGAAUUCUUCAGAUAAUGCAAUUCAGAAAUUGCAAGAUGCAAUUCUUAAAACCCAGAAAAAUGUCAAGAUUCAGCUUGUUGAAGACACACCAAAUGGGCAGUAUCUGCAAGCUGAGGUAGAUGGAGGAUUUGGUCGAGAUGUUCUUGAAUUUUUGGUGAAUGGAGAUGUAGUUGCAUAUCGAGCUAUGGCUUCCAAAGUAACGUACAUAUAUCCUUUCACAACAGCCUUAGGGGACUCAAAAGGUCAAGAAGAAAGAAUGAUGAAGAUCAUGAACGAGUUAGGAUGGUAUGCUCCAAGUUUCGAUUCCAUGGAUUAGACUUGGAGAAAUUUGUACACUGAUCUUACUGAUACCCAAUUGAGGGUUUGAAGUUCAAUUGACAUUUCUUUCUGUAAAUUAGUGGUAAUGCUUCUUAAAUCUAGUUAUAUAUCACAUAGUGUGAGUUUUUAUGCUUUA
Messenger RNA from Olea europaea var. sylvestris, 910 nucleotides. RefSeq names its product thylakoid lumenal 17.9 kDa protein, chloroplastic. Lineage: Eukaryota; Viridiplantae; Streptophyta; Magnoliopsida; Lamiales; Oleaceae. The record is from RefSeq and is a predicted model, not a curated record. The transcript has 4 exons. The coding region runs from base 50 to 772 and encodes 240 amino acids.